Molecule: messenger RNA, 1341 nt
Organism: Elaeis guineensis (African oil palm)
Lineage: Eukaryota; Viridiplantae; Streptophyta; Magnoliopsida; Arecales; Arecaceae
Biological process (GO): polyprenol biosynthetic process
Molecular function (GO): ditrans,polycis-polyprenyl diphosphate synthase [(2E,6E)-farnesyl diphosphate specific] activity
Source: RefSeq, a predicted model, not a curated record
UAUUGGAAUUAGUUUAGGUUGCCACUAGCGGCUCCCACUAAAAGCAGGCUUGCAUCCCAUGGAGAUCUAUUUCAUAUCCGGCAAUGCUUUCAUGACCCUUUAUAAUGUGCACCAUUGAUACCAUUUGCUACCAGUGGCAAGCCAAUCCACUUCACAUCCCUUUCUGUGCUAUCAAUCCUACCCAAUCCCUAUCUUCUUCUCGACACCACUCCAACUUUCCUCUACAAGUAAUUGAAAUGGCCAAAAUAUACAAUGAAAGAGAAGAGAAAGGGGAGAAGGAAAGUGCAAGAAAUGGAGGUAAUGGUGUUGAGCAACUACCGUCAAGCCUGCGAUGGGAGCUACUGCCGAAACAUGUGGCCGUGAUCAUGGACGGCAAUUCUAGGUGGGCAAGGAUGAAGGGACUGCCAACAUGGGCGGGCCAUGAGGCUGGUUAUAGGUCCCUCGAAGAGAUGGUCAAGCUAUCUUGUCGAUGGGGGAUUCAGGUUCUCACCGUUUAUGCCUUCUCUUUUGAGAACUGGCACCGACCUAAGGUAGAGGUUGAUUUUCUGAUGAUGAUGAUUGAAGGCUGUCUCAAAGAGAACAUUGAGUGUUUUCUGAGCGAGGGUAUUCGGCUACGCAUAAUUGGCGAUUCCUCAAGUUUCCCAAAUUCUCUGCAAGAGGUAGCCAAAGAGGCACAAGAGAAGACGAAGACCAACUCACGGCUUGAAUUCAAUAUUGCAAUAAGCUAUAGCGGACGAAGGGAUAUAACACAAGCAUGUCAAAAGAUUGCGUGGAAGGUGCAGCAUGGUUUGCUGGACUCGGCAGAUAUUACCGAGUCUCUAAUUGAGCAAGAACUGGAAACGAAUUAUAGUACCAAGUUCCCUUGCCCUGAUCUACUUAUCAGGACGAGUGGUGAGCAGAGAUUGAGCAACUUCUUGCUGUGGCAGUCUGCGUACACUGAGCUUUUCUUUACAAAGACACUGUGGCCUGACUUCGGAGAGCCUGAGUACAUUGAGGCUCUAUGCUCUUUCCAACAAAGAGAGAGGCGCUUCGGCCAACGAAUUGUUUCAGAAUGAGCACCAUAUUAUUUGGCCAACUAGAUCUCGAGUGAAGCUAUCAAGGGAUAUACUCAGUAAUUUCAGUCAUUGCUGGGAUAUAUACUUCAUCCUGAAAAGGUUUAUCAAAUAUAUGUUGCAAGUUUAAGUAGACCAUUUAUGUAUGAAGAAUGGAGGUGUUUAUGACUUUGGUAUAUGUUUUAUAUAUGAGUGCCUUCUUUUCUGAAUUAAUCUGAUAAAUGAACGCAGCUUGCCUGCAUGCUUUUCUUGUGCCGAUGCGUGGCACCCAAUUCGUUACGGUUGAAAU